Molecule: messenger RNA, 1868 nt
Organism: Seminavis robusta
Lineage: Eukaryota; Bacillariophyta; Bacillariophyceae; Naviculales; Naviculaceae
Source: the annotation of a GenBank genome assembly
AUGGUCGACUUUCACCAACGCCGCCGCGUGCAACCGUCUCGGUCGCUGCCCAUGUCGGCGCUGAACCAACGCGAACGGUCGGAUCACACUCGCUCGGAUGUGAAGUCUCCCGUGCAAGUUCGAGGACGCAUUCGGACACUACGGACGACUUCCAAUAAUAAAAGCCAAGACAAUGACGCUCCCAAUCCGUAUCGACCGUCCAUGACUCGUCGAACACCACAACGAGCGCUCUCGCAUUCCCGUGAAGCCAUCAUGGCCAGUGUCAUGUCACACCAAUCUCUCGAGCAUGACGAUGACAGAGACAACUCUCCUCGCGGCAUGGAUCGAUCCAGCAGUCCCUCCAAACCUUCCACCAAGUCACAGCACGAUAGCAGCAGCAGUAUCUGUUGCAACACUUCCUCCCCGGAACGAUGCCUGAUUCCCCGUCGCCAACAACGCCGCAGUUUUGGCAUUUUCCACGCUGUGCUCAAAGCCCUCGUGCUCAUGAUUGUGGGAUUUGGUGGCGGCAUUCUCUACAAUCGUUACAAUGGCGCCAGCAAUAAUAAUGUCAUUGACAUUGAAUCCAUUCCCUCGGUCCUCUUGACGGAUGAAUUGGUCAAAAAGUUGGCCCACGACAAUCAAUUGCAAGAAGCCGAAAUCCAACAACUCAAACAACAGGUCAAACAGGCACGCGUACAGGCAUUGCAACGGGAAAUUCAGCAGCAGACUACUAGCGGUGCUGGAAAUAAAAUGGAGACACACCAGGACAUUCCCGAGGUCGUGUCGAUGGGAGAUGGCAAGGAAUAUAAAAAUACCAAACACAAACAGCCGCCACAAAAACGCGUCAUUAAUGGGAGUUUGCGGGCCGUCAAACGAUUGAUCUGGGAUGAUUUUGGAAAUGUCCAAGAAAUGGAUCCCAAUGCGGGAGUUUCGGCAGCUGUGAUGCAGAAUCCACAUGAAAUUUUGCAACAACAACAAGCAGAGAAUCAGCAGAAACAAGAAGCAGAACAACCACAGCAGCCAUCCAAAGAGCCGCAAAUAAGAGAACAGCAAACACAACAACAAGAACAACCUCCAAAAGCAACACAAGGGCACAUUUAUGUUCCCGAAACCAAGCACUCCAUGAACGAACAAGAGUAUCAGGAACAUUAUCAUCAAGAAGAACAAAAGAGACGUCGUCAGCUCACCCCACAAGGUUUUCGCUAGCAGGAAGUCAGAAAAAGACACUACUGCCUUGCUUGGCCAACACUAUUUAUAUAUAUAUUUGUGUUGGGUCAAGCUGUACCGUACCAGCACUGAUAGUAUAGACACACAGUUUUGAUUUCAAUAUUAGUAGCUCUCCAAGUGGUUAGUUUAGCUCAAAAUCAACGAGGCGGCUAGCAAGAAGGGCUGUCUGGUGGGCACCCCAUCAAAUGAUUAGCUAGCUCUGCAACCAGUUUAUUCCGUGCCGCUACCUAGCUGGGGUCUACGGUACCUGCAAUCAAUUAAUCAUUGUCCUGACUGGACUUGACUUGACUUUUAGCUGAAUUCCUUGUAUCGUUCUUACUCACAAAGCAGAGCCAGUGCUGGGCUAUUAUUACUCAGCUUUUCAAGGCUGUAACCUUUUCGCCCGAUUUCGGUUUGCGUGAAUUCCCCGCACGGCUCCUGGUUCACGUGUCUUCUUGGUAGGUGAUGUGGAGGUGGAGGGAUCCAGUUGCUUUUUCCUGGGGCUCCUUGGUAUCCCAGGCCCUGGAGACAUGGCCCGAGGUCCCUUCUGGUUCUUCUUUGGUGGAACUUUGGCAUCCUGUAUCUUCUUCGCUGGCGAUAGGGGAGAGUUUGCAGGCGAGCUCGGGAUCGGCACUAGUAGGGAAGAGUUGGGAUCUACCAACAUUUUUGUGUUCGCCCGAAGC